Messenger RNA from Kwoniella botswanensis, 1491 nucleotides. RefSeq lists its product as uncharacterized. The record is from RefSeq and is a predicted model, not a curated record. Gene Ontology annotation, biological process: regulation of gene expression. The transcript is spliced from 5 exons. NCBI's taxonomy places the organism in Eukaryota, Fungi, Basidiomycota, Tremellomycetes, Tremellales, Cryptococcaceae. Gene Ontology annotation, molecular function: chromatin binding. Gene Ontology annotation, cellular component: nucleus. Bases 1 to 1491 code for a protein of 496 amino acids.
AUGGCAACGGUACAUCCAUCGCGAAUGGGUCUUGUCCCCGCUGGAUCAUCACGAUCUUCAGCGCCCACAAACGGAGAAGGAUCGAACAGCCGUGAGGAAGAAUUGAGGAGGAAGUUGAUGGAGAGGAAACGAGGUGGGGAUGAUAGACGAGACAGGGACGGCGAUAGAGAUGACCGACGGGACAGGGAUAGAAGUCGAGAUAGAGAUGAAAGACGAGAAAGGGAUGGUGAUGGUGAUAGAAGAGAUAGGGAUAGAGACAGAGCAAGAGAUAGGGAUGGAGAAGGAUUCAGAUCAUAUGACUCUAGACGAGAUGAACGAGAUCGUCGCGACAGAGAUAGAGAUAGGGACGGAGGAAGAAGAAGAUCAGUUGACAGAGAAAGAGAAAGAGAUGAUAGACCAAGAAGAGCUUCACCAUCUUAUAACGCUUACGAUGCCAAUUCGCCUCCUCCGCCUCCUAGCGGUAAUGGCGGAGGAUAUGGAUAUGGAAGAAGAGAUGAUUUACCUUCUGGACCACCCGGUAUGCCCCCUCCAUGGGUACCUAAAAUGCAAUCUUCUCAGAAGCCCAAUUGGCAGAAUCCCCCGCCACAUCAAAGAUUUGGUAAUAUGGAUCUUGAGAGACGUCGACAAGAACGUGAGAACAAUCCAUUAUCAAUCUGGCCUGAAUCGCCUAAAAGACCUUAUCAGGAUGAAGACGAACUCGAAGCGGAACGUAAAAAGAACAAAUCCAAAUCGAAAUCAUCCAAACAUAAAUCUAAAUCGAAGUCAUCCAAACACAAAACAUCGAAACAUCGGUCUUCUUCAGAGACCGAUUCGGAGGAAGAGGAGAGACGUCGAAGACGACGCAAAGAGAAGGAAAGGGAGAGGAGGAAGAGGUACGAUACCGUUGACAGUGUAUCUGAUUCAGAGGAAAGAAGAAGGAAGAGAAGAAGGUCAACGGCUAGGGAUGAGGAGGAAAAAGAAGAGGAUCUGGCAGAUCAAUGGGUCGAAAAAGGAGGAGAAGUCGUUUUGAUCCCUAGUGAGAAAGAUAAACAGAAGAUCGAAAGUCACCAUCAUGAAUCACCCGAGAAAGUCGUUCAGAAGAGAUUGGAAGAAGAUAGCGAUGAUGAGGAGAUCGGACCUCAGUUGCCUACUGAAGCUAAAGACAAAGGAAUGGAUAGAUCAGCCUUUGCCCACAUGAGACCAGGAGAAGGAGAAGCGAUGGCUCUCUAUGCCGAAUCGGGACAACGUAUCCCCCGACGAGGAGAAAUCGGUAUGGAGGCUGCUACAAUUGAAAAAUUCGAACAAUCCGGAUAUGUCAUGUCUGGAUCAAGACAUCAACGUAUGAACGCUGUCCGAAUGAGAAAGGAGAACCAGGUGAUCAACGAAGCUGAGAAGAGAGCGAUAUUGAAAUUGCAGAGAGAAGAAAAGGAGAAGAAAGAGGGUAUGAUCAUCACUCAAUUCAAGGAGAUGAUGGAGGAGAAUCUGAGGAAACAAGGGAUAAAUCGACCCUAA